Rhipicephalus sanguineus (brown dog tick) is the source of this 996-nucleotide messenger RNA. RefSeq lists its product as uncharacterized. The transcript is spliced from 5 exons. The coding region runs from base 1 to 660 and encodes 219 amino acids. NCBI's taxonomy places the organism in Eukaryota, Metazoa, Arthropoda, Arachnida, Ixodida, Ixodidae. Gene Ontology annotation, molecular function: protein binding. The record is from RefSeq and is a predicted model, not a curated record.
AUGGCAGUCCGCCUGCUGGACCAGUGUCAAGGUGGACAACAUUCGCUGGAGCUGACUGAUAGCAGUGCAAAUUCGGCAGUUGAGCUGACCUUGAGCAGAUACCCUCCAUACCCCGGAGACUCUAGCUGCUCUCUCACUGUUAGCGCACCGUGGGCAGAUGGCUUGCUUUUCGUUGUGCGCAUGCUCAAUAUGCGCUGGGAUGCAACACGAUGCCUUGACUACAUGAAGCUCGUUGACAAUGAAAGGGUCUUGCUGGCUCCACUGUGUACAUCCCGGGCCAUUGGAUCUCGCUUCGUUGCCAUGCGAGAGAACAGAAUCACGCUGGUAGUGGCAACCACAAAGUCAACUCCAAGCGGAAACUACACUGGCCUUAACAUAUUGUUCACUGGUUAUGUCAGCAAAAGUCGGUGCAGUCCGAAUGACAUGUUUCUAUGCGUGGAAUCAAAGAUUUGCAUUUCCAAGGCCCUGUUUUGUGAUGGAAUUGACCACUGUGGUGAUGGCACUGACGAACCAGAAGACUGUGAGAGCAUAAACCGGCGCACCUGGAUUGAGUGGGCUCCAUUGCUGAGCUGGUUAUCAGUGUACGGCCUCUUCAGUGCAGUUCUCUUCAAAGUGUACUCCAAGAAAAAGCGGUCUAUCUUGGUGCUCAGAAAUUUGUGACCCAGACUUGGGACAGUAUUCCAUUUUAAACUGUGUGCCCAAGCACCGAAUGACCUUGCAAUGAAAAGUACCCCAGUCAGGGAUUCGGAGCAUACCUGAAUCAAUCUCCAGUUUCAAGACCAGUUUGUAUUUUUGUUUAUUGGUAUAAAUGAUUUCCGAGACUACUAAGGAUACUCAAUGUGUGACCAAUACCACACACCAUCUUUACAUUAGAGGUUUCGAAUUUUGACAAAACCAAAUUAAAGCUUUUCUGUAAUCAUUCAUUUCAGUUGGGUUAUUUCCAAUGUCAUCAUAUUCAACUACAUAUAAGCAUCAUCAAUUUCACCGGCAAAGCCG